AAAAUCAUAAGCGAUUUGUUCUAGACCAGUUUACACACUUCUACAUUUUCCAGAGACACUACUAGUGACCAGCUGUGACCACUUUUCACUUACUCAACCGUUGAUCUCAAUGACAAAAAUUGCACCUUUGCUUGACGUAACACAAAACUCUAGCUUGUAAUUGCACGCACACACAGAUUUCCACUCUUUCCUUCUUCUUCUCAUGACAAUUUUCUCCGAAGAAUUAUCAUAAAAUAUCAUCCAGAAAUACAAUGAAUUCAUCAGCCAGUCUUCAAAAUUCGCUUCCCGAUGAUAUUGCCCUCAAAAUUGCUUUGUCGCUUCAGGUAUCAGAUGUUUGUUCACUGGGCAGUUGCUCAAGGUUCUGGCGCGAGCUAUGUGGGUCUGAUCAUGUCUGGGAGGCUCUGUACAGAGAUAGAUGGCCUGCAAUUGAUUUAGGUGAGGAAUCUUCAGCUGAUGAGAACGGAAAUCAUCAUCUUCAUCAACAGUUGGACCUCAAUUUAAUGGGAUGGAGGGGGUUGUACGCACAUAAGCACAAUGAGAUGGCACGGAAAGCUGCCUCUAUAUUUAAUUAUGUGGAAAGAUGUUUAGCAUUUGAAGCAAUUGAGGUUGGAUAUUACUUAAAAGCAGUUGAAGACCUAUCUGCAAUGCAGUUUGGAUUUAAGGACGUCCAGAUGUUUUUUCUCAGACCAAACAUCAAUGUGCUUUUCAACUUGAUUGGCUUGCAUUAUUGCUUCAGUAAGCUUGACUUGCCGGCUGAGUGUGUUGCAGAAGCACUAAGCAUGUGCAGGAUUUCAGAAAGGCAAGUAUGUGUCAGAUGGUGGAAGCUUGGUAGAUGGUUCUAUGGCUUUCGCCUGAGGGAUGAAUCACUUUCUCGUAAUGUUACUUUAGGAGAUCUUGCAACAUCCAAAGAAGAAGAAGUUCUCGGGGUGCUUCAUCGAGGUGCAAUUCAUGAGGUAUUGCGUGUUCAGAUCUCGGCUGCAAAACCUGAAUGCACUCCCUGGUAAUUCCAAAGUGCAGAAAGUGGGAAAGAUUGAGCACAACAAAUGCUUACAUCUUUUAUAGUAUUUCUUUGCUGGUGCCCAUGUGACAAUAUUUGUGAUGAAGACUGCAUUGUUUCAUAGUUGUGGAAGAGAAAGUUCCAGUUAAGGGGAUCUUAGUAUUACCACUCCCUCUUUGAGCCAUGUUUGCCAGGAAUUUAUAGCUGUGCCAGGAGAGCUACUGCCUUUAGUUAUGAAUAUAUAUUUUGUACAAAAUCCAACAGAAGCAGGAAUAAAUUUGUUCUGGCUCCACCUAGAUGUAGCUGAGGAAGAUAUCCAAGGUCCAAAUUCUGAUGCUGAACCCACAUCCACGCUUAACAAGCAUGAAGUGCUUAGAGUUGGACGAUGUAAAGGCUCUUCCCAUGUUUCUGCCUGUAAAUAGUUGUUGAAUGGUGUCACCUGAUAAUAAAGAAGAAAUUAUGUCUCUUUGAGAA
Coffea eugenioides is the source of this 1471-nucleotide messenger RNA. RefSeq lists its product as uncharacterized. Lineage: Eukaryota; Viridiplantae; Streptophyta; Magnoliopsida; Gentianales; Rubiaceae. The coding region runs from base 252 to 1004 and encodes 250 amino acids. The transcript has 4 exons. Gene Ontology annotation, biological process: SCF-dependent proteasomal ubiquitin-dependent protein catabolic process; protein polyubiquitination. The record is from RefSeq and is a predicted model, not a curated record. Gene Ontology annotation, cellular component: SCF ubiquitin ligase complex. Gene Ontology annotation, molecular function: protein binding.